Ylistrum balloti is the source of this 4203-nucleotide messenger RNA. RefSeq lists its product as uncharacterized. Lineage: Eukaryota; Metazoa; Mollusca; Bivalvia; Pectinida; Pectinidae. The record is from RefSeq and is a predicted model, not a curated record. The transcript has 6 exons.
AUGUCACAACUGAGGAAAAGCUGCUGUGACGUACAGAAAGUGACGGUUUCGCAAACACCAACACCACCACCCAAACCCUUCCCUUCUACCCAGCACCAACACCACCACCCCAACCCUUCACCUUCUACCCCGCACCUCAAACACCACCCAAACCCUUCACCUCCUACCCUGCACCCCCACCACCACCCCAACCAUUUACCUCCUACCCAGCACCCUAACAACCACACCUACCCUUCACUUCCUAUCAAGCACCCGCCCCCAAAACCAUCACAAAUCUUCACCUCCGAUCAAGCACCCCCCUCCUCACCCCAACUCUUCACCUCCUAUCCAGCACCCCCACCACCCCAUCCCUUCACCUCCUAUCCAGCACCCCCACCACCACCCCAACCCUUCACCUUCUACCCAGCACCCCCACCACCCCAACCCUUCACCUCCUAUCCAGCACCCCCACCCCACCCCUACACUUCACCUUCUAUCCAGCUCCCCCCCCCCCCCCCACCACCCCAACCCUUCACCUCCUAUCCAGCACCCACACCAUCAUCCCAACCCUUUACCUCCUAUCCAGCACCCCCACCACCCCAACCCUUCACCUCCUAUCCAGCACCAACACCACUAUCCCAACCCUUCACCUCCUAUCCUGCACCCCCAUCACCACCCCAACCCUUUACCUCCUACCCAGCACCCUAACAACCACACCUACCCUUCACUUCCUAUCAAGCACCCGUCCCCAAAACCACCACAAAUCUUCACCUCCGAUCAAGCACCCCCUCCUCACCCCAACUCUUCACCUCCUAUCCAGCACCCCCACCACCCCAUCCCUUCACCUUUUACCCAGCACCCCCACCACCCCAACCCUUCACCUCCUAUCCAGCACCCCCACCACUAUCCCAACCCUUCACCUUCUACCCAGCACCCCCACCAUCCCAACCCUUCACCUCCUAUCCAGCACCCCCACCCCACCCCUACACUUCACCUUCUAUCCAGCUCCCCCACCACCACCCCAACCCUUCAACUCCUAUCCAGCACCCACACCAUCACCCCAACCCUUUACCUCCUAUCCAGCACCCCCACCACCCCAACCCUUCACCUCCUAUCCAGAACCAACACCACUAUCCCAACCCUUCACCUCCUAUCCACACCCCCACCACCACCCCAACCUUCACCUCCUACCCUGCACCCCCACCACCACCCCAACCCUUCACCUUCUACCCAGCACCUCAAACACCAUCCCAACCCUUCACCUCCUACCCUGCACCCCCACCACCACCCCAACCCUUCACUUCCUAUCCAGCACCCCCACCACCCCAACCCUUCACCUCCUAUCCAGCACCCCCACCACCAUCCCAACCCUUUACCUUCUACCCAGCACCCCCACCAUCCCAACCCUUCACCUCCUAUCCAGCACCUCCACCCCACCCCUACCCUUCACCUUCUACCCAGCUCCCCACCACCACCCCAACCCUUCAACUCCUAUCCAGCACCCACACCACCACCCUGACCCUUCACCUCCUAUCCAGCACCAACACCACCACCCCAACCCUUCACCUUCUACCCAGCACCAACACCACCACCCCAACCCUUCACCUUCUACCUAGCACCAACACCACCACCCCAACCCUUCACCUUCUACCCAGCACCCACACCACCACCCCAACCCUUCACCUUCUACCAACACCCCCACCACCAAACCAACCAUUCACCUUCUACCCAGCACCUCAAACACCACCCCAACCCUUCACCUCCUACCCUGCACCCCCACCACCACCCCAACCCUUCACUUCCUAUCCAGCACCCCCACCACCCCAACCCUUCACCUCCUAUCCAGCACACCCACCACCAUCCCAACCCUUUACCUUCUACCCAGCACCCCCACCAUCCCAACCCUUCACCUCCUAUCAACACCCUAACAACCACACCUACCCUUCACUGCCUAUCAAGCACCCGCCCCAAAAACCACCACAAAUCUUUACUUCCGAUAAAGCACACCCCGCUCACCCCAACCCUUCAACUCCUAUCCAGCACCCACACCACCACCCUGACCCUUCACCUCCUAUCCAGCACCAACACCACCACCCCAACCCUUCCCUUCUACCCAGCACCAACACCACCACCCCAACCCUUCACCUUCUACCCCGCACCUCAAACACCACCCAAACCCUUCACCUCCUACCCUGCACCCCCACCACCACCCCAACCAUUUACCUCCUACCCAGCACCCUAACAACCACACCUACCCUUCACUUCCUAUCAAGCACCCGCCCCCAAAACCAUCACAAAUCUUCACCUCCGAUCAAGCACCCCCCUCCUCACCCCAACUCUUCACCUCCUAUCCAGCACCCCCACCACCCCAUCCCUUCACCUUUUACCCAGCACCCCACCACCCCAACCCUUCACCUCCUAUCCAGCACCCCCACCACCAUCCCAACCCUUCACCUUCUACCCAGCACCCCCACCAUCCCAACCCUUCACCUCCUAUCCAGCACCCCCACCCCACCCCUACACUUCACCUUCUAUCCAGCUCUCCCACCACCACCCCAACCCUUCACCUCCUAUCCAGCACCCACACCACCACCCCAACUCUUUACCUCCUAUCCAGCACCCACAACCCCAUCCCAACCCUUCACCUUCUACCCAGCACCCCCACCACCACCCCAACCCUUCACCUUCUACCCAGCUGCCCCACUACCACCCCAACUCUUCACCUUCUACCCAGCAACCUCACCAUCCCAACCCUUCACCUCCUAUCCAGCACCAACACCACUACCCCAACCCUUCACCUCCUACUCAUCACCCAAAACCACACCUACAAUUCCCCUCCUAUUAAGCACCCCCACCAAAACUAAUACAAAUCUUCACUUCCGAUCAACACCAACACCACCACCCCAACCCUUCACCUUCUACCUAGCACCAACACCACUACCCCAACCCUUCACCUCCUAUCCAGCACCCCCACAACCCCAACCCUUCACCUCCUAUCCAGCACCCCCACCACCAUUCCAACCCUUCACCUUCUACCCAGCACCUCCACCAUCCCAACCCUUCACCUCCUAUCCAGCAUCCCGACCCCACCCCUACCCUUCACCUUCUAACCAGCACCAACACCACUACCCCAACCCUUCACCUCCUAUCCAGCACCCCCACCACCCCAACCCUUCACCUCCUAUCCAGCACCCCCACCACCAUCCCAACCCUUCACCUUCUACCCAGCACCUCCACCAUCCCAACCCUUCACCUCCUAUCCAGCAUCCCGACCCCACCCCUACCCUUCACCUUCUACCCAGCUUCCCCACCACCACCCCAACCCUUCAACUCCUAUCCAGCACCCACACCACCACCCUGACCGUUCACCUCCUAACCAGCACCAACACCACCACCCCAACCCUUCCCUUCUGCCCAGCACCAACACCACAACCCCAACCCUUCACCUUCUACCCAGUACCUCAAACACCACCCAAACCCUUCACCUCCUACCCUGCACCCCCACCACCACCCCAACCCUUUACCUCCUACCCAGCACCCUACCAACCACACCUACCCUUCACUUCCUAUCAAGCACCCGCCCCCAAAACCAUCACAAAUCUUCACCUCCGAUCAAGCACCCCCUCCUCACCCCAACUCUUCACCUCCUAUCCAGCACCCCCACCAACCCAUCCCUUCACCUUUUACCCAGCACCCCCACCACCCCAACCUUUCACCUCCUAUCCAGCACCCCCACCACCAUCCCACCCCUUCACCUUCUACCCAGCACCCCCACCAUCCCAACCCUUCACCUCCUAUCCAGCACCCCCACCCCACCCCUAUCCUUCACCUCCUAUCCAGCACCCACACCACCAUCCAAACCCUUUACCUUCUACCCAGCACCCCCACCACCCCAACCCUUCACCUCCUAUCCAGCACCCACACCACCACCCUGACCCUUCACCUCCUAUCCAGCACCAACACCACCACCCCAAACCUUCACCUCCUAUCCAGCACCAACACCACCACCCCAACCCUUCACCUUCUACCCACCACCCCUACCACCUCAACCCUUCACAUUCUACCCAGCACCCCCACCACCAUCCCAACCCUUCACCUCCUACCCACCACCCCCACCACCCCAACAUUUCACCUCCUACCCAGCACCCCCACCACCCCAACCCUUCACCUUCUACCCAGCACCCCCACCACCCAGUAAUUUCAUCUAGGUUUCAUUUGAUGUAA